AUGAAGGAGGACGUGAAUUCAGGAGAAACUUCCAGGGUGACCAUUGGUGUUGGAUAUUGGCAUGGAACAGGGGCAAAGAUUCGUGCAGAGCCCAAGCCUGGAGACCUGAUUGAGAUUUCCCGAAUCGACUCCUCACACUGGGGCCUCUAUGUGGGCGAUGGUUAUGUGGUCCACCUGGCUCCCCCAGGGGAGAGCUCUGAGGCUGGCGCCCCCACCAGCUUAGGGGUGGUGAAAAGGGAGCUCCUUGAGAAAGUGGUGGGAAACUGCUCCUAUAAGGUCAACAACCACUUGGACCACCUGUACAAACCACGGCCCAUAAAGGAGAUGCUCAGAUCUGGGAAGGAGAUGGUUGGUAAGAAGAUGGAGCACAGUGUUCUGAGCAGGAACUGUGAGCGCUUGGUCACGGAUCUGAGAUACGGCAAGGCCCACAGCCAGCAGUUUCGUGCAGAGCCCAAGCCUGGAGACCUGAUUGAGAUUUCCCGCAUCGGCUCCUCGCACUGGGGCCUCUAUGUGGGCGAUGGUUAUGUGGUCCACCUGGCUCCCCCAGGGAAGAACUCUGAGGCUGGCGCCCCCACCAGCUUAGGGGUGGUGAAAAGGGAGCUCCUUGAGAAAGUGGUGGGAAACUGCUCCUAUAAGGUCAACAACCACUUGGACCAUCUGUACAAACCACGGCCCAUAGAGGAGAUGGUCAGAUCUGGGAAGGAGAUGGUUGGUAAGAAGAUGGAGCACAGCGAUCUGAGCAGGAGCUGUGAGCGCUUGGUCAUGGAUCUGAGAUACGGCAAGGCCCACAGCCGGCAGUUCCGUGAAGAGCCCGAGCCUGGAGACCUGAUUGAGAUUUUACACAUCGGCUCCUCGCACUGGGCCCUGUAUGUGGGCUAUGGUUAUGUGAUCCACCUGGAUCUCCCGGGGGAGAAGUCUGAGGCUGGAUCCCCCACUGGCUUAGGGGAGGUGAAAAGGCAGCUCCUGGUGGAAGUGGUGGGAAACUGCUUCUAUAAGGUCAACAACCACUUGGACCACCUGUACAAACCACGGCCCAUAGAGGAGAUGGUCAGAUCUGGGAAGGAGAUGCUUGGUAAGGAGAUGGAGUACAGUGAUCUGAGCAGGAACUGUGAGCACUUUGUCACGGAUCUAAGAUAUGGCAAGGCCCAUGACCGCCAGAUUCAUGCAGAGCCCAAGCCUGGAGACCUGAUUGAGAUUUCGCUCAUUGGCUCCUCGCACUGGGCCCUCUAUGUGGGCGAUGGUUAUGUGAUCCACCUGGCUCCCCCAGGGGAGAACUCUGAGGCUGGUGCCCCCACCAGCUUAGGGGUGGUGAAAAGGCAGCUCCUUGAGGAAGUGGUGGGAAACUGCUCCUAUGAGGUCAACAACCACUUGGACCACCUGUACAAACCACGGCCCAUAGAGGAGAUGCUCGGUUCUGGGAAGGAGAUGCUUGGUAUGGAGAUGGAGUACAGUGAUCUGAGCAGGAACUGUGAGCACUUUGUCACCGAUCUGAGAUACGGCAAGGCCCGCAGCCGUCAGUUUCGUGAAGAGCCCAACCCUGGAGACCUGAUUGAGAUUUCCCGCAUUGACUCCUCGCACUGGGCUCUCUAUGUAGGCAAUGGUUAUGUGGUCCACCUGGCUCCCCCAGGGGAGAACUCUGAGGCUGGCGCCCCCACCAGCUUAGGGGUGGUGAAAAGGCAGCUCCUUGUGGAAGUUUUAGAAAACUGCUCCUAUAAGGUCAACAACCACUUGGACCACCUGUACAAACCACGGCCCAUACAUGAGAUGAUCAGUUCUGGGAAGGAGAUGGUUGGUAAGAAGAUGGAGUACAGUGUUCUGAGCAGGAACUGUGAGCACUUUGUCACGGAUCUGAGAUACGGCAAGGCCUGCAGCCGGAAGUUUCGUGCAAAGCCCAAGCCUGGAGACCUGAUUGAGAUUUCCCGCACUGGCUCCUCGCACUGGGCCCUCUACGUAGGCGAUGGUUAUGUGGUCCACCUGGCUCCCCCAGAUGAGUUCCCUGGGGCCGGCUCCUCCAGCAUGUCCUCCGUGCUGAGCCCCAGAGGAAAGGUGAAAAGGGAGCUCCUGAGUGACGUG
Molecule: messenger RNA, 2073 nt
Organism: Myotis lucifugus (little brown bat)
Lineage: Eukaryota; Metazoa; Chordata; Mammalia; Chiroptera; Vespertilionidae
Exons: 13
Biological process (GO): N-acylphosphatidylethanolamine metabolic process
Cellular component (GO): cytoplasm
Molecular function (GO): A2-type glycerophospholipase activity; glycerophospholipid phospholipase A1 activity
Source: RefSeq, a predicted model, not a curated record